AUGGCGACGUCGGCGUCCUUCCGUCAACAGAUGGCGUUAGCCCUCGUAUUGACAUUGGCGCUCAGCUUGUCCGUCCUCCCGUCGACGGUGGAAUCCUCCUGGUGGAGGCACUCGGUGGACGGCGACGUCUGCAGAGGGAUGAGCGACCCGGACCCGGAGUCCUGCCCCGUUUCCUGCCUCAUAUCCGACCCGGUCUGCGGCGCCGACGGCUACACCUACUGGUGCGGCUGCCAGGACGCGAUGUGCUCCGGGACCCACGUCGUCCGAUCCGGAGAGUGCUGA
Linum tenue is the source of this 282-nucleotide messenger RNA. The record is from the annotation of a GenBank genome assembly. Lineage: Eukaryota; Viridiplantae; Streptophyta; Magnoliopsida; Malpighiales; Linaceae.